Phoenix dactylifera (date palm) is the source of this 1293-nucleotide messenger RNA. RefSeq names its product Aldolase-type TIM barrel family protein (gene HSA32). The record is from RefSeq and is a predicted model, not a curated record. Lineage: Eukaryota; Viridiplantae; Streptophyta; Magnoliopsida; Arecales; Arecaceae.
UGGAGUAUCGAAGGCUCCCGAAAGGUGAGCUGGAACGGUGUGGCUAUUCCAGAACCGGCUCGAAGCUUCUCAGUCAUCACCAGCUGAAACCUCAUAGGGACAGAGAGAACAAGAGAAGAAGAAAGAAGAAGAGGAUAACGCGAGCGAGAGGGAGGGGGGGGGGAGCGGGGCGAUGGCUGCGUACGGGUAUUACUAUAGAUGGAAGAGCUUCAGCGAGGACGAGGACCGGCCGGAGAAGCCGCGGAGGUUCGGAUUGACGGAGAUGAGGAGCCCCGACUACAGCCUUAUGGGCCACCACGCCCUUCAGGAUGUAUUAGAGUCGAUGGGUCAGUUUGUUGAUGGCUUAAAGUUCUCAGGAGGCGCGCACAGUUUAAUGCCAGAGGCCUUCAUCAAAGAAAUAACCAACUUGGCACAUAGGCACAAUGUAUACGUCAGUACAGGUGAUUGGGCAGAACAUCUACUUCGUAAAGGGCCUUCUUCUUUCAAACAAUAUGUUGAGGAAUGCAAAAACUUGGGGUUUGAUACAAUUGAGUUAAAUGCUGGAUCACUUAAACUUCCUGAAGAAGCUCUUUUGAGAUUUAUUCGCCUCAUUAAGAGUAGUGGCCUUAAAGCAAAGCCUCAAUUUGCAGUUAAGUUUGACAGGUCUGAAAUCCCAGUGGCUGGUGAUAGAGCAUUUGGAGCUUAUGUAGCUCCAGUGCAUCACAGUUCAGAAAUUGUUGAAGAUAUAGAUUUGCUAAUCAGAAGGGCUGAGAGAUGCUUGGAAGCUGGGGCUGAUAUGGUCAUGAUAGAUGCUGAUGACUUGUGCAAGUAUGCUGAUGCUAUGAGGACAGAUGUAAUUGCAAAGAUCGUAGGUCGUUUGGGACUGGAGAAAACCAUGUUUGAAUCUUCCAAUUCAAGGACCUCAGAGUGGUUCAUCAAACGAUAUGGACCAAAGGUGAAUCUAUUUGUAGACCACUCUGAUGUGAUGAAUCUGGAAUGCCUCAGAGGCCAUAGUUUGGGUAAAGACAACAAAUCAGUUCUUGGCGCUUCAUAUUUCCUGAUGUAAUCUUUUUUCUUUAUUCUAUAUGUGCUGCUUGUGCUGUGUCGUCGUGCUAUACUUUAGACAUGGUCUGAAGGUUCUGACAUGUUUGUGGUUAGUUCGGCAAUGUUUGUAACCUGACCCCAGCAUUGAUGCUCAUUUCUUUAAUCACUUCUGAAGGUCCUGAAAUGUAUGUUUCGGGCUCCUAUUGGUACCUUUAUGUCAUCUUUGUAGCACUCUGCGUACAUUUAUUUCAUUGGCUUGGUUAAAAUGGA